UCGGCUCUUCAACACAACUCGUGCCCCGCGAUGAAUCUCGCGGAGCCGCUCCUCCCCGUCGCGUCUCCGACGCCGGCUACGCCGGCUGGCGCUUCCGGCUCGGGCGGCGUCGGCUUUGGCAUUGGUUCGGGUGCAAUCGGCGGGGCACGGCGGGUGCUGGGGAUCGUGCAGGAGUACGUGGAGGCGCUCGGCGCGAGCCUGGGCGUCGAGUCGGAGGAGGAGGCGCGCGCGUGCGUCUGGCUCGGCCUGCAGGCGCACCUUGCCAACGCGGUCUUCACCAUUGGCCGCAACAUCGGGCCGGCCAUGUUCAUCGCCAAGGCUGGGGCGGCGCAGCUUCCCAUCGUGAUGUUCAUCUCGGGCUUCUCGGUCAUCGGGAUCGGCCCCGUUUUUGCAAAGUGGUCCAAGGGCAAGCGCGCGGCAAAGGUCAACUACGAGUUCUGCCUCUUGUCGGCCGCGCUGCUGCUGCUGCUACCGCUGCCGAUUGCCAUGAGCACGCCGGGGUCGGCACUGGGGAUCGCGGCCGCGUACAUGCUCUUCCUCGCGGAGGACCUGCUGCCGAUGCUGCUGAUGAUGCAGUCCUCCUCCCUCGCCCAGGGCUCCCUCACUGGCCACGCCGCCAAGCGGCUGCUCGGGCUGAUCCAGCUCGGCUGCUCGACCGGCGCGAUGACGGCUGGCCUCGCGAUCGCGCCGCUCGUGAGGACCUUCGGCUCGACGGCGCUGCUCUUCGUGCAGGUGCUGCUGCUGCUGGCGUCGCUCUGGCCCAACCACAUGGCGUGGUGGUACGAGGACUUUGACGAGGGCCGCGAGGGCAAGAAGAAGGAGGUGCAGGACGCGAGUGCGGCGCCGACGACCUCUCCGGCCGGCCCGCAAAAGGCGGACGACUCGCAGCGGGCGGCGCAGCAGCCGAUCUACCGCUCGCCGAUGAUCGUCGCGCUCGCGAUCAACACGUUCGGCAUCAUCUUCUGCAAGACGAUCGUCGAGUACCAGUACAACGUCCUCCUCGCGAGCGUGCUGUCCACAGACGAGAUGGUCGCGAUGACCGGCCAGCUCUACGCGGCCGCCGGCUUCUCUGCGUCGGUGCUCAACGUCUUCAACUCGCCGAUGAUGCGCGCGCUCGGCAUCACCACCACGCUGCUCAUCUGCCCCGUCUCGCUCUGCGCCUGCCCGCUUUUGAGAGUGCUCGAUCCCGGCCUCAACCGGCGCCCGGUGCCGCUAGUGUGGGCCGCGUUCCUCGGCCGGCUCGUCGACCUGACUCUGCGCUGGUCGAUCAACAACUCGACCAAGUCGCUGCUGUGGAUCGCCACGCCGCGCGAGAUGCAGGUGCGCGCCAAGCCGAUCAUCGAGGGCACCGUCAAGAAGAUGACCGGCUCGUGCACCGCCUUCUGCAUCGGCGUCGUCUCCGUCAUACUCGUCGGCGACCACAAGCUGCGCGCACUCGCGCUCCUCUCUGCGGCCGUCGCGGCCGCGUCGUCCGUCGUCUGCGCCUCGUCCGGCCGCAUGUACCACGCGGCCAUGUGGGCGCAGAUCGACCGGCGCGAGCUGGUCCUCGAUGAGGACGCCGACCGCGCGAGGCAGUACGGCUCGUCGGGGCUCGUCGACUUUGAGGGCACGAUCGAGAUCGACCCGGUGAUGGCGGCCAUGGCGCAGCUCUGUCCCGGUUGGUGA
Molecule: messenger RNA, 1665 nt
Organism: Emiliania huxleyi CCMP1516
Lineage: Eukaryota; Haptophyta; Isochrysidales; Noelaerhabdaceae
Exons: 4
Coding region: 31-1665 (544 amino acids)
Source: RefSeq, a predicted model, not a curated record